Molecule: messenger RNA, 2604 nt
Organism: Plasmodium relictum
Lineage: Eukaryota; Apicomplexa; Aconoidasida; Haemosporida; Plasmodiidae
Gene: ARP6
Product: actin-related protein, putative
Exons: 1
Coding region: 1-2604 (867 amino acids)
Cellular component (GO): Swr1 complex
Molecular function (GO): nucleosome binding
Source: RefSeq, a predicted model, not a curated record
AUGUCAGCACCUAUUAAUAUAGACAUACCGAAAUUAAUACUAGAUAAUGGAGGAGGGUUAAUAAAAGGUGGGAUACUUCCAAGUUAUUCGCAAAUGGAUGAUACGUUGUUUGAAAACAUAGAACCAAAAUUCAUUGUACCUAACUGUGUAGGCCAAAUAAGAAAAAAAAAUAUUUUUCAUAUAAGUGAUAGCUGCUAUAGUAUAUGUGAAUACUUUUGUCAUAGACCUCACGUGGACGGAUUAUUAUUAGAUUUAGAAAUGCAAACAAAAAUAUGGGAAAAAAUAUUUGGAUGUAAACAAACAGUUGGGAAUAAAAUAAAUGAUAUGGCUAUUUGUGUUACCGAAUCUUACUUAACACCUGCAUAUAUAAGACAAGGUGUUAUUGAAUUGUUGUUCGAAUAUUUUAAUUUUGAACAAAUAGUUAUUGUCUCUUCUCAAACAAUGUUGCCAUUCUCAUUUAUAGGUUUAAAUUUAGGGCAAUAUGACAUAUUGAAUCCUCCUGUUUUUAAUAAAAACUCGUUUAUAAUAAAAAAAGGUUAUGUGUCAAAAAAGAAAAGAAAGGGGGAAAAGAGUAGAGUGAAUUUAAAAAAACAGAGUAAUUCGAAAAAUAGUAUAAAGGAGAGCAUUACUUAUAGUAAUUCAAUAAAAAGUAUGAAAGAAAAAUCUCUAGAUGAAGUUAAUGAAGAAGAACUUAGUGAUAUGAAUAAAAAAUUACAAAAUGUUAGUGAAAAUGAAAAUUUUUACGAGAGAGAUAAGUCAAUAAAAAAUACGGAGGAAGAAUACGAUGAAACUAAUAUAUUAACAAAUAAGCAUAUUUUCAUAAAAAAUAUAGAAUGCUAUAAUAAAUAUACCUAUAAAAUUUAUAUGAAUAAAAUGUAUCACGGAGAAAAUUGGCAAGAAUACUAUUUUAAUACCUUUUUUAACCUGAAUUAUGAUAACAAUAAUUUAUGUAAAGAUUUAGAUAACCCAGGAAAUGAUUAUUUCUUUAAUAGUAAUAAUAUUGUAAGUACGCUUUAUGAUAAUAAUUAUAUAGGAAAUAAUUUUUUAAAUCAAGACCCGAAUUUUUUAUUACCAGAUAAAAUUGAUUUAUGUAAAAGUUAUUAUGAUAAAAAUUUUAAAGAUAUAAAUGCAUUUAGAGAAAAUUAUAAUAGUAGUUAUAUAAAUAAUUUUUAUAGUAAUAUUAUAAAUGGUAAUUACAAUUUGUCUUUACGAAAUCCGUGUGCUUUAUAUAUUGAUGUUGGCUAUUCUCAUACAUAUAUAUUGCCCUAUAUUGAAUAUAAACUUAUUGAGUAUGCUAUUUUAAGAACAAAAGUUUCUGCUUCCAUAUUAAAUACAUAUUUAAAAAAUAUGCUUUCUUAUAAACACGUUAACUUAGAACAUAAUGAAUUAUUAGUAGAAAAUAUUAAAGAGAGAGCAUGCUAUGUGUCAUUAGAUUAUGUAAAGGAUUUAGAAAAUGAGAAGAAACGAUUGGAAGAAAUAAAAAAACAAAAAAUCAAAGAUAAACUGAAUAUGAGAAGUGAAAUAUUAAUGAGAGAAUUAGAUGAAGAAAGAAAUAGUAAUUUAAAAAAUAUAAAUGAAUUAGGAAAAAAGAAAGAAAAAUUUAUCGAUUUAAAUGAAAAUAAUUAUAAUAGUAAUGAUUUUAAAAAAGAAGAGAACACGAAUUAUAUCAAAAAGAAUAACAGUAGUUUAAUAAAUUAUGAAAGUGAAAAUUAUAAUACAAUAAAUAAUAAAAGUUAUAACAUUUCUGAAAAUAUGCUAAAGAAAAAUAAUAAAAGAAAUGAUGAUUUAAUGGAUAAUAAUGAUAACACAUAUGAAAAUUGUUUCAACUUAAAUAAUAAUUAUAAUCAGUUUAUUAACUAUGACAGCAAUGGAAAGUUAAGAGAUGAGCAAAAAAGAAAAUGUGUGGAUAUAUAUGGCUUAAAAAAUGAAAAUAAAACAAUAUUUGAUAAAAAUGAAGCUAAUGGAAAAAAUGAAAAGGAAAAACAAAAGAAAAUAAAAAAAAAUAAAAAAGUAGAACCCCAUUUAUCUUAUAAAUAUAAAUUAAUUGAUUAUAAUAAUGCAACAAAGCAUGAAAUAAAUGAAGUAUUUGAUACGCUGAAAAAAGAUUGUUCUAAUGAUUGUAUUCAUUUAGAAUCCGAUUAUGAUUAUAAGCAAGAAUUUUCUAAUUUUAAAGAUGACGAUUCUUUUAUAAGUGAAUUAAAUGUAAAAGGUUCUAAAAAAAAGGAGGAUAUCAUUAAUUUAACAAACGAAAGAAUAAGCAUACCAGAGGUUUUAUUUAAUCCUCAAGAUAUUAAUUUGGAACAUUGUAGCAUUGUUGAAUUAAUAUAUAGAUGUAUAUCAUUGUUACCAAAGGAAAUUCAAAAGUAUUUUGUUUCACAAAUUUAUAUAUCUGGUGGAUCCACAAAAUUUAAAAAUUUUAAGCAUAGAUUAUAUAAAGAAUUAAGGGCCAUUUUCCCUACUGAAUGGGAAAUUAAUAUUUAUUCUCAUAAGAAUAGUUUAUAUAGUAAUUAUAUAGGGACUUAUGUAUGGUUAAGUGAUCAAAAUAUAUAUAACUACAAUGUUAUUACAAAAGAACAAUAUUUUAAUCAUGGAAAGAAAACCUAA